GUAAUUGGGGGGAGUGAGAGUGGGUCAGAGGUGAUGGGCACUGACCGUGGCUCAUGUCCCCAGGUGGUCAUGGUGGCCAGACUGGCUUGUUAGCAGGCUGCCAUGUCCCGAGAGGCAGGCGCAGGGGCUCGGGCACGGGCACGGAAGCCCAAGAAGCCCCACUACAUCCCACGCCCGUGGGGCAAGCCAUACAACUACAAGUGCUUCCAGUGCCCCUUCACCUGUCUGGAGAAGUCUCACCUGUACAACCACAUGAAGUACAGCCUCUGCAAGGACUCCCUCUCCCUGCUGCUCAACUCCCCGCACUGGCCGUGCCACCAUGCCCCAACUGUGACCCAGCCCCAUGCACCUACCACAGACUGCCCCGGGGACCCCAAAGCACUUACCGCACCAACGCUUGGUGGCACGGAAGGCUUCUCCCCGCGCUGCUGCAGUGGGUGCCUCAAGUCAGGGGCUGAGGGCACCCUGGGGACUCCACCCCCCACUGCCAGGGCCUCCAGGAAGGGUCUAGGCCCCAGCAGGCUCCUGGGUGAGUCUUGGGAGCCUGGGCCGGGCAGGGGCCCGAGGAGCACAGCCGUGGGGGACAGAGCUGUCAUGGGCCCUGAGGGCAGUGUCCCCUGCUACCCGCCACCUGCCCGCAGGGAGUUCCCUGAGGCCCAGAACCUCCACCUGUCCCUGCUGGGUGUCAACUACCAGCUCAGCCCAGGUCUUUUCUCCUACCUGGGGCCCUCCCUGGCCACCACCCACGUGCCCUUCCUGGCCUCAGCCACCUCCCUACUGCCCUCGGCCCCUGCCUUCCCGGCCCUGCAGCCCCCUGAGCGCUCGACCCUAGCCCCCCGCCUCUACUACCCUCUGAUCCUGGAACAUAGCCUGGGGCUGCCGGCAGGCAGGGCCACCCCCACCAAGCCCCCCGCAACGCCUAAAGGAUCCCCUGGGACUCAGGCCGUCAGGCUGCUGAAGGUGCCUGUAGCCGGGGUGGGGGGGCCCUGGCCCUGUGGCCCCCCCAGAGAUCCAGGGCCGGAGAGGGAGCUGGAGCAGUCUGCUGAGGAGGACUCGAAGAAGAAGGCACUCCCAGGAAGUAGGCUAGAGUUCCAGAAGGUUCCAAGCAUUGCCAAGUUUGGUUCCCAGAGCAGCCUACCGACCGGACCCCCUGCGAUGUUCUGGUCUGAGGACAAGGAGCCCUUUGACCCAGAGGCCCUGGGCCCUGUGGCAACACUCGCCCAGCCACCACACGGCCUGGGACCCAGCAGCCCAGGGCACAUGCGUGAGGACCUGACCCGGGCCCUGGAUGACUAUGCACAUGUGGAGCAUCGCCUGGAGCAGCUGGCACCCACAGGGGGCCUGGCCCCACGCCCCCUGCAUGAGCAGCUGGGCAAGAUCCGCCAGGAGCUGCUGUAUAUCCACCGAGCACUGGAGCACGCUGUGUGGCCGCCUGAUGUGCCCCUUGACCUCUCUGUGAAGCGGGUGCCAGCCAAGGGGCCUGAGGCACCCUUGGAGGCCUGGGGGCCUCCUGAGCCUGGUCCCACAGUUGGCCAGGGGACCCCCGAGUCACCUGGUGCGCUGAGUCCCGCAGCUGCUGAGCCCUUCUCUGGCCACACCACCAAGUGCGAGGCUGACUCCAGCAUCCCGCCUCCGGGCCUCCCCUUGCUGGCCUCCGAGGACGUCACUCCCUACGGUGGCUGGGGCACCCACGGUGCAGCAGGGGGCUCCCGGGCCCCUGAGGCUGUCCCCAGCCUGCAGAUCCUCGGGGGUGCUAAGAUGUGCCCCCACGACAGCACCCAGACAGGUGGUGUCCCCAGGAGGGCAGUGUCGCUGGGUGGUGGGGUCCCUGGCCACCAGGAGCUAACCUCUGGAUUCUCUGACCUGCCUCCUGCAGGCAGGGGCCUCCUGGAGGUCUGGGGGACGGGAGCUGGGCCACACCCAUCAAUUCCACCUGAGACUGGCCCCGGGCCCUCUCCUGCCUGUGCCUGCUCCCCGAGCUGGGGCCGGGCCAGCCGGGCUGGGGCCAGUCUGCACAGGACUCCGACCGCCCCAUUAAUUGUGAUAGCAUCGUGCCUGCCCCCACCCAGAAGCAUCCAAGCUGGGGUGCUGGGCGGUCAGUGUCUCACCACCUCGGGGGUCAGUGCCCCCACUUGGCAGACAGGGGCCAAGCAGACAGCCCUAGCUGGCGGUCUAGUGGCAAGACCAGCGGCUCCAAGAAGUCUGAGCCUGUUCACCUGCCCUCUGGCCUCCCGCCCCAACCACCUGGGCUGCCCCACCUCUGGGCUCUGGGUGCACCUCACGUUGGACCAGCCUGGAGGCCCUGCCCUUGCCCUGUGGCCCCAGCUGCUAGGGCAGAUCCCAGUGCCUGAGAGGGCUGCAGGGGGACCCCAGGGCAUGUACUGCUCCCCAGAGGGCCUGCUCUUCCUGACUGAGGGGGCUGCGCCCUGUGUCCCUGUGCUGGACCUGGAGGGCCAUGCUGUCUGCUGCCUGCCCUGCGGUGUGCCGGGGGCUGGGCCCUUUGUGUUGGAGGAUGUGGCUGUGAUAGCCGCAGGGCUUGUGGUGGUCAGCAACUUGAUCCACAGGGCUGUCCAGGCACUCCAGCACACCACCCAGGCCCCUGAGGGCUGCUAG
This is a messenger RNA of Loxodonta africana (African savanna elephant), 2613 nucleotides long. RefSeq names its product proline rich 35 (gene PRR35). The record is from RefSeq and is a predicted model, not a curated record. The transcript is spliced from 6 exons. NCBI's taxonomy places the organism in Eukaryota, Metazoa, Chordata, Mammalia, Proboscidea, Elephantidae. The coding region runs from base 103 to 2613 and encodes 836 amino acids.